This is a messenger RNA of Miscanthus lutarioriparius, 3033 nucleotides long. The record is from the annotation of a GenBank genome assembly. Lineage: Eukaryota; Viridiplantae; Streptophyta; Magnoliopsida; Poales; Poaceae.
AUGAUGUGUCCAUGCUUGCAGGUCAUCCAGGCAGACACCAUUGAAGCAGCUGCAGAACGAAUUCUCAUUGAGCUCAAUGCUGGCGACACUAAUACUGAGAGAACCAUCAACACCAGAGACAACGUGAUCUACUUCGAUGGCUGGGACGGGCUGGGUGCAUCUGCUGUCCUUAGAGCUGUUUGCCAACGCCUUGCCACAGCUUCAGAAGCCCCAGCAGGCCUGCAGUUUGAUCAGGUCAUCAACAUCGACUGCUCCAAGUGGGUGAACAGGAGAGCUAUGCAGAGAGUGAUAGCAGAGCAGCUGGAGCUUCCUGCUGAGGUUAUCGAUAUAAUAGACAGGCGUGAUGAGGAGGACGACUACCGUGGUCAAGACCAGAGCUCCCGUGAUGUCAUACCACAAGUUGUCAGAGAGAUCUACCAAAGGAUACAGAACCGUAGGUUCCUGGUGAUUUUUUACAAUGGAAGCAAUAAGGACAUUGAUCUAGCCAAUCUUGGCUUCCCUCUGCAAGACUUGGGCUUCCAUCUAUACUCAAGCAACAAGGUCCUGUGGACAUUUCAAGGAAGUUUCCGGCUAAUGCCCAUGACAAAAGUCAGCAGGGCAGCGCAGAGCAUAGGAACCACAGGUGUUUUCCUAUCAGCAGCCUCAAGCCAACAGGAUCAAGAUCCACAUGUGUUCUGGUCUUAUCUUGUGCUGCAAGAGGCUGCAGAACUUGUUGCUGGCAAGGAUGAUAGUUCUGGCAUCAACGUUCAGCCAGAACAGGUUGCUGAGUGCUUCUUGUAUACAUUGAAUCUAUGUGGCAUGGGCCGUCACUUCAUGAUGGACUAUGAUCUGGCAACUCAUGGCUGCAAUUACUGGAUAUGUGAUGGCAUCAUACGUCCACAACAGAGACAAAGACAUGUUGACCACGAUGGAUUGUGGUCAGCUGCUGAAGCUCUGCAGCGUGAGAUGCAAAUGGAUGUGGACUACUACCACCAUGACCACAAAAAUUUGCCCACUCACCUUGUUAAGUUUGCUGAGAUCAUGCCAUGCUGGACUUCUCCAACAUACCGCGUCGUUCAGAUCCUUGAUAGGGCCACUCCUAUCAGAUGCAACUUUGAUCAUUAUGACAAACUUGCUGUCCUCAAACUAUCAUACUGUACAUUCACCUUCUCAUUGCCUCCAUUCUUGUGCUGCCAAAGCCUUAAAUUUCUAUGGCUCGACCACUGUCGGGACAUGGAGAGCAGCACAGAUGGAGACAUGGAGAAGGCGGAUGACAUCCACCAGUGGAUCCAAAGAUUAUUUCAUGACUCAGCUAAGGGUGUUAAAUGUGAUUGGAGCCAAGGAUUGGGACAUGCGCCAGUUGCAGGGCGGCUGCCUAAUAUCCGCAAUCUUCGAGUAACAAAGUCUACAAUUCAAUGUGGUACUUAUAUCUGGGAAGAUGACUUGUUCACAGGGAUGAAAAAGAUGGAGGUUCUUGACCUUUCUGGAAACAAAAUAAUUAGCGGAAAGAGAUGCAUAUCUGCCACGGAACAGAGCUGCAGCCUGGAGACCAUCAUAAUUGACCAGGGAUGUGUUGAAUUAGAGCAUAUCUCCUUGACUGGGUGUUCUAAGCUAAAGAAUGUACUUUUGAGAGGAUUAUUCGAAGAGCUUGUGAACCUUGAUAUCUCAGGAUCAGGUGUGAAAAGGUUGGAUCUCAGUGCAAUGAUAGCAUUGAAACUUGAUGAGGUCAUUCUACUUGACUGCAACAUGCUUUGUGCGAUCCUGUGGCCACCAGAAGGAAGAAGGAAAACAUAUUUUGACACCCUGCGCAUUCAAACCAGAAAGGAGAGUAACACACCUAGUGCAACAUCAGGAUUAAAGUCAUCAGCAUUGUCAGUGAUAUCUGGUAGUCGAGCACCCUCUGAAUAUAAGUGGUAUAUUUCAGUAUAUGAUGCAAGGCUCCUCUGGUCACUUGUACCUUUGAAAUUGCUGGUAGCAGUGAUCAGCAUCGGCCGUGUGGAGCAGGUUCUAAUAGAUCAGAAUCAAGAAGAGAGUCCAGAAGGUAAUAAUGCAUCAAUAUAUGCAGAUAUCGUCAUUGCUGCCAAGAACCACCAGCAACAGGCGAAGGGAGACGGUCGUAAGUCUCUUACAUCCAUCAUGUGGGCAUGGCCUUGCCCACAUGCUCCUAAUCUUGAACCAUCAACCUGCUACAUGGACAUACAAGACUGGCCACUGGGAACCAAGUCACAACUAACUAGUCAACAAACUGCUAAGAUUACUAUACCAGAUUUUAUAUGCAACAGUACUCGCAUCAUGUAUGUGCAUGAUAGCUUGUACAUCACUCAUAUGCCUGGCCCAGCACCUUCUCUAGGAGCAGAAUGGAAAAAUCUUUGGUGGUGCCGAGUGGAGCGUUGCCCUGAGAUGGACUGUGUCUUCCCAAGUACAAUGAUAGGUGGUGAAAACUGGACCAAGAUAUUUUACAGACUGAGGACACUAUGGGUGUCCCAACUUCCCAAGGCACAGUUCAUAUGGAGCUGGAGGAAACACGAGAUCUAUGGAGCUUCAUUUGAGGAUCUGGAAUUCAUGCAUGUGGACUUCUGCCCCCGGUUGACACAUGUUCUCCCCUUAUCUUUGGCAUUGAUCCAAGGACUUGGCCUAAACUUCCUAAGGACCCUAGAGAUUGUGUGGUGCGGAGAUCUGAGGGCAGUUUUCCCAUUGGACACUGAUGCCGAGAGCUACCAAGAUCGACGACAUCAGGCGAUUACUGUGAAAUUUCAAUACCUUCAGCGUAUUCACUUGCACGAGUUGCCUAUGCUACAUGGCUUCUGUGGACGUGGAAGGAUGUACACACCAAACCUUGAGAGCAUGGUGAUCAGGGGCUGUUGGAACCUCACACGCAUACCAUCCGUUGGUGGUGGCCACAUUACCAAGAAGGUGAUGUGCGACUGUGAAAAGGAAUGGUGGGACAGGCUGGAGUGGGAUGGGGUGCAGGAAAAUCACCAUCCAUCCCUAUAUGAACCAAGCCACCCAAGAUAUUACAAGAACACCUUGCUCAGGGGCUCCGUUCUCAUAUGA